AUGUCUCCCAUGGCAAGCCGCGCCGUUCUCCGGCAAUCACGGUUUCUGAUCCGCAGAACCGCCAUCAGACACAACUCGUCCACCUCCGAGGCUGCGACCAAAGCCAAGCAAUCAGUCGACCAGACCACGUCCAAGGCUUCAGAGGGCUUGUCCAAGGUCUCCUCCACCGCUGGUCCAGCAAUUGCCGGUGCUGCGCAGAAUAUCGGCAAUGCUUUGCGCAAGGUCGGUGGCCCUGUCGGCAAGGUGGUUACAUUUGUUGAAGGCAUCAUUCCUCCCACAAUCUACUACACCCGCGUUGGCCUCGAGCUUGGCAAGAUUGUAUUCCGUGGUCAGAAGAUGACUCCUCCAAACGUCGCUACCUUCCAAUCAUACUUCCAACCUCUGAUCAACGCUGUCCGCAACCCUUCAACUAUUAAGAACAUUAACUUCUCUCCUCAGAGCCUCAUUAUCCGCGCACGAACUCUUAGCGUCAAGGAGUGGGCUUUGGUCGGUGUUACCACUGCGGAGGUCAUCGGAUUCUUCACCGUGGGCGAAAUCAUUGGCCGCCGUCAUCUUAUUGGAUACCAGGGAGAGCCUGAACACGCGCAUGGUCAUUAG
Messenger RNA from Talaromyces atroroseus, 597 nucleotides. RefSeq lists its product as hypothetical. The record is from RefSeq and is a predicted model, not a curated record. NCBI's taxonomy places the organism in Eukaryota, Fungi, Ascomycota, Eurotiomycetes, Eurotiales, Trichocomaceae. The transcript has 3 exons. The coding region runs from base 1 to 597 and encodes 198 amino acids. Gene Ontology annotation, biological process: proton motive force-driven ATP synthesis. Gene Ontology annotation, molecular function: proton transmembrane transporter activity.